Branchiostoma floridae (Florida lancelet) is the source of this 1943-nucleotide messenger RNA. RefSeq names its product tetraspanin-4-like. Bases 245 to 1012 code for a protein of 255 amino acids. The record is from RefSeq and is a predicted model, not a curated record. Gene Ontology annotation, cellular component: membrane. The transcript is spliced from 7 exons. NCBI's taxonomy places the organism in Eukaryota, Metazoa, Chordata, Leptocardii, Amphioxiformes, Branchiostomatidae.
UGUUCAGUGAAUAGAAGGUGUCCCUACUAUUACCUGCACCGUCACAGCCACAGAGACGUGUAGUUGUACACGUUCUUCCCACAGACUCCGAUUUGAAUCGCUGUGUAAUUCUCUUUAUCUCGAUCUGACGGCCAGUACUCGGCAAGACUACUAGUAGUAGUAGGUAUUUUGGCAGCUGGUCUUCGAUCUAACUUCGUCUUUUACAUUAUACCGACACGCCUCCGAGGAACAAGACUGAUACAAAAUGGCGGUUGGUUUCGCUAUGAACUGCGUCAAGUCCCUGUUGAUUCUCUUCAACUUCAUAUUUUGGUUGCUAGGCGUUGGUCUUGUCGCCGUUGGCGCCUCCAUCAUCGGGGACGGUAAGAUCAUCCACGCCCUGAGCCUGACGGAGUACGACCAGCAGCUGCUCACCUCCACCUGUAACGCCAUGAUCGCUGUCGGAGUCUUCGCCAUCCUCAUCGGCUUCCUGGGGUGCGCAGGCGCGGCGUGGGAGAACAAGUGCCUGCUGGGAGCGUUCCUCGUCAUCAUGGGAGUCUUGGCGCUGAUGGAGAUUAUCAUCGGUGGUGUCGCCCUGGCUAACAAACAUAAGGCGGAGAGCUAUCUGAAAGACAAAAUAGACCACAUCAGCGACACGCCGUACCGGAACAUGACUGAGGGAAUGAAGAAGUUUGUGGAUGUGGUACAGACUGGGUUCCGCUGCUGUGGUAUGGAGACUGUGACAGACUGGGCGCCGGACUAUCCUGGAACCUGCAACUGCACACAGAAGAAGGCUGAUGACGUGGGGGACGAUAGCAGUAGGUGUGACGCUGCGACAGGCAGAUGGGCACAGCCAUGUGACGGAAAGCUCAUAGGUAACCUCCGGGCCGCCAUCGGUGCCAUGGCGGGCAUGCCGAUAGCUGUCGCUUUCGCUACGUUUGCUGGAAUGGCCAUGGCCUUCGUGCUCUUCCGCAGCAAAGAUGGCGGACCGCCUAGCUUCAUCAUCAGAGGACACGAAUACAAGGCCUUCGCCUAAACAACCAAUGGGGCAACCUUCGACACACAUGAACACAUAGUUACGCAAACUUUAAGCAAUGAUGUUAAAAAAAACGACCUCAUUGCUUUAAGCGGCCUUAGUCUAGAAUUGUUCCACGUGAUCUGAGUUGUAAUGCAGUGAAAGUCUAGCGUGGUGGACAACCCUAACGUUAGGAUACAGUAGCUGUAUAUACAUAUCAGAUUCUAUAGUUAUAUGGCUAAAAAGCACAUUAUAUGGAUAAAAGACAACAGUUCUAAAUUGAGCUCCAGCUGACUUCUAUAAAGCUAAUGUGCAGCUGUGAAACAUAAUGAAAUACCCGUGCUUGUAACCUUGCUGGGUUAUGAAUAUACAGUACUAGUAAUUAAUUAUAUCUCAGCAUCUAUGCACAACUUAUUCACGUAUACGUAGUAGCUGGUCACGGGAAAAUGUAUUCAUAUGCAAAGGUACCUUUGUGGUGUAUAUUUGGAUCGAUUGAUAUUUUGUUUCAAUAUAGAGUGCAUUCUGUUAUUUGUUGAGUAAAGUGUAUGUACAGUAGCAGUGUGUGUAGUCGUACGAGUAGUAGAGCCAUGAGAUCUUGGCAAUGUAUCUGACAAGCCACUUGUUUUUGUAUAUUUCCAUACUUUUGCUGUCGAUGUUUUAAUACCAGGUUUGGACAGGUUCCACAAGACAGUACUUGUAAAUAAAUACAACCCUUGUGCUUCAGAGAUGAAGGUUACAUUUUGUGUAUAUGUUUGUAAACACACAUCAUCUUGAAUUUAUUUGGCCUUGUAGAAUAGAUGGGAAGUUUUGAUAAGACAGUCCUUGACAAAUAACUUUCAGAGAUACUUCCUUCAUUUAGUAAAAUCGUACUGUAACGUUACACAUGUUGUAUUAUAUCUGAAUAGAAAAGUAGAAUUUACAUAUGAUACAUGUACAUGGUUGCAUGCUUCAA